AUGGAAAGGAUACCUCUUUCAGUAUUUGAAAAAUUCAAUAAUCAAGAGUUGUUACUGGAUGUUCCAGAAGAUAGGUUUAUUUCUAAAUCUUUACAGUCUCCAGAAAUAUUUUCAACUCCAUGCGAAGAGUGCACGUACUUUACGAAGUCAAAUAACAACAACAUCCUAAAGUUUGAUGAUACAACUGGGUUGAAUACAGUUUUAGUAUCAUAUACACAACAAUCAAAGAAGAGGAAACAAAAGAAAACCAAUGCUUCAUCUAAAGGUCGACCAAAGAUAAUUGGCUCUGACCUUACGCAAGGGUUCAGUGAUUUCAAACCAGAAAGUUUAAAAGAUAUAUACCUGUUGAAUGAUAUUUUCAAAUCAAUACAAUAUUUGAUUCAAAACAAGAAUUUCACACCACAAGAUUUCAAAAUUGUUACUGCUAGAAGACAUUUGCAGAAACUAAUGACGAUACCUAUUCACAAACAAGAGGUUCAAUUCAAUGUGAUAUAUUGGAAAGGAAUGAUAUUUUUUGCAUAUGAUUGGAAGUCUGAGAGUACCACCAAAGUGGAAGAUCCGUAUAAUAAACUUAUACAAUAUACUGGCUUUAAAUUUGAGGAAGUGGUAUCAGAAGGAACAAGAGAUCUGAACUUUUAUACUGUUGUUCAACAUUGUGUUGAUAAUAUUCCUGUGAUUUAUACAGCCGAAGUUGAUUGUAGUAUUGAUAAAGAAACAGGAUUAGAGAAUUAUAUUGAGUUGAAAACACAUACAAAACUAGCUGAUGACAAAAUAAGUACAAUUAACAAAUUGAAUAAAAAAUUGUUAUCGACAUUUAUCCAAACCAAGUUUAUUGAUUGUCAACAUUCCAUUAUAGGAUUCAGGUCAACCGAUUUAAAAAUAGCGUCAAUCAAAAAAUACACACAAAGAGAACUUGCAGGAGAGAUCAAUUCAUUCCCAGUGAUAUUAUCUGAUAAAUGCUCUAUUAACACCAAGCUGAUUUUCCAAUGGUAUAAACUAAUAAUGAAUUGGAUCAUACUGAAAGAAAUCACUGACCACAACACCCCACAAAUAUUUCGAUUAUCUUUCAAAAGAGAUCAAGAGUUAAUGAAUUCAUAUUUGAAAUUGGAAAAAAUACUCCAAGAAGAUGAUAAUGAUACGAUAUUUAAUGAUUUGGUUCCUGAAUGGUUCCAGUCGUUUAUUAUGAAUUUAUUCUAA
This is a messenger RNA of Candida albicans SC5314, 1197 nucleotides long. RefSeq lists its product as uncharacterized. NCBI's taxonomy places the organism in Eukaryota, Fungi, Ascomycota, Pichiomycetes, Serinales, Debaryomycetaceae. Gene Ontology annotation, biological process: nuclear-transcribed mRNA catabolic process; NAD-cap decapping. The transcript has a single exon. Gene Ontology annotation, molecular function: mRNA 5'-diphosphatase activity. Gene Ontology annotation, cellular component: cytosol; nucleus. The record is from RefSeq and is a predicted model, not a curated record. The coding region runs from base 1 to 1197 and encodes 398 amino acids.